CAAUAUUGCAACUCAUCCUCUCUGUUUUACCGUCCAAACAUUAUCAAACCAAUCCCACCUAAAUUUCUCUCUAUUCCACCCUUUUCUCUUCUUGUUUAAAAUAAUACAAAUUCCGUAUAAAUAUACACUCAUAUAUCCAAAUCUGUAUAUCUAUAUGGAGUAUAUAUGGAUAAAUUAUCAUACGUAGAUAUAUAAUUAACAAAUACAAGAAACUUUUCAUUUCAGUAUGUUUCCAGAACUGAAAUCAUGAGUCCACGCAGGUAAAAAGUUUUCCGUUUCCCUUCAAACAUCCAUCCUCCAAUGGGUCCUUCAUGUAGACGACGAAAACAAAAAUGUUCAACGAAAUCAAGAGCCCUUAAAUCCUCACCGUCCAUUUCUCCCGCAGGGACGGAGUCAACUGAGUCAACGGUCAACGCUACUGACCAAGAAGGACGGCCUGACGGCGGCGAGAUUGAAGCGGCGGCGGAUGAUAUUUGUUUGACGCCGAAAGCUGCGAGGUUUCGGAUACCGGAGAUCAAGACGUGCCCUCCGGCGCCGAAGAAGAGGCGGCGGACGACUGUGGGGAAGAGCUGCUCGGUGCGGCGAAUACCCAUCGCCUUCUUUGCGCCGGCGGACUUGGACCUCUUCUUUUACGUUGAACUUCGCGGCGGCGGCGGCGUUCCUGUUUGAAUGCUAAGUUGUACUCAUGUACUCAUGUUAAUUAUUAAUAGGUUUAAUGAAAUAUCAACCCUACUUCAAUUGUUCUUUUAUGAAUUUUAAUUUAGGGACCUUUGAUUUCGUAGUUGUGUGGUAAAUUAUGUUUAAGCCCUUUUUAAUAUUCAAUUAGUUAAUUAUUACUUAAAUUAGGUAGUUAUUUCUAGUAGUGCUAGGUUUUAGGAUUCUUGAGCACUUCGUGUACCAUUUUAGUACGUUUUCAUCUAGACUGAUUUGGUCUAUUAAAUUCAAGUCUAGCUCUUGGUUAAGUUUUGAUCAAAAAGUAUGGCAUAUACUUCGUAGGAACUACUAAGUACUACGUAUGUAUUUUAGUACGGAGUAUGUAAUAUUGUUUAAGUUUGUUCUUAUCUUUUCUUUUUUGUUUUUUUUUGGCCCUUUUUUAAUUUGAUCUAAUUUAAGAUUGAAUGAGAUUGGAACAAAUGAAAAAGCGUCCUAGUUAAUUUACCGUUUCUCCAAAAUUAUUUGUUAUUUUUGGUCCAUAGUUUUUGCCAAAAUUAUUAUCUUUUAGGCAUUUAGUUCGAAUUUUGUACUCUUUCCUGUUGAAACUAAUUAAAUGGCGCUUCACUGAUUUUUUGUUAGAGUAAUUGUCGUUUUAGAAAAUUUAUGUUUAUUUUGUGCAAGUAUCUCAAAAUUUCCCUUUUCGCCUACUAAUAAGUCCUUGUGUGCUUCUUCUAAAAAAAAGUCCUUGUGUGCCUUGCAAAAAAAAGAGAUUCAUGAAAACUUCUUUAGAACGAUAAUUCAUUUGGAUGGAUGAAGUAUUAGUGUAUUACUAGUUACGGAGUACUAUGUUAAUUGUUUAUUUCUUGAAAAUAAAACGAUUCAUGUAAAAAUGUAAUGCAUGUAAUUUCCAAAAGGUCGCCCUACAUAGUUUCGUACUUGUAGUUGUCAUCCAUCAACUUAGAAAUUUAUGAUCUUUUUACGUGGAUUUAUUUAAGAUCAAGAGCCCAAAGACUAGUUCAGACCAAACCAAUUCGG
Molecule: messenger RNA, 1689 nt
Organism: Cuscuta epithymum
Lineage: Eukaryota; Viridiplantae; Streptophyta; Magnoliopsida; Solanales; Convolvulaceae
Source: the annotation of a GenBank genome assembly